AUGGAGCCAACUGUGUUUGGUAUCGCGCUCAUAGUGAUUGUAAACAUAAGGGAUUGUGUGUCAAUAGGAAAUAACACCGCACAAAGGAAAAAUCCUAUAGUUAAUUUCAAUGAACUGAUAGAAGGACUAAUUGCAAGAAAUGGGGGAAAUCAUACAAUAAAUCCAAACGAAGACACGAUUAUUAUCCGAAACCAUAAACCACAUCAUGAACAAGAACCAUCAACUGAAAAACCAAAAGGGCAGGAAUCGCCUGCAAGUUCGACGGAACCUGCUUUAAAUAAUAAAAAUUCUAAAAUCAUUUACGUAAACAAUUUUCCUUUUGAUUCUGAUAAUGAUGGCAAAACAGAUGACAGUGACAGCAAAAAUGUAGUUCCUUCUUCAGAUACCGACAAUGUUCGCAAAAAUAAUGAGCCGCCAUCUAAUUUAUCACCAUUAAGAGACAGUAAAAAAACACCGUGGCCUAAUAAUAAAGAGAGCUCUGAAAAUCUGCCAACCAGGCGCGGUAUGAGUAAAAAUGUAGCAGUGCCUUCUAAUAUUCGGAACCUGACGGAUCAUGGUGUGGGGCUUGUUCUUAAAGAAGAAAUAGUUUUUGAAAUUGAAGACGAGAAGCCACCUGAAUAUCCAAAGCCUCCCAUAAAAUUUCGUUUACACACUACAACGACAAAACCGUUGCCAACGUAUAAGCCCAAUAUCAAAGGGAAAAACAUUACUACUAUUAAAUAUCUUCCAUACUUCUCAGGUUUAAGACAUGUCUUGCGUAAUAACACAGAAAAACCGAAACUUAAGGGUCCACCCCCUCGCAUGAAAAUCCAGACACCUCAAAGUAAGCUUCCAAUACCAGGUGAAUUUAUAAACAAAAUCAAUUUUGAAAGUUUACCACAACCGCCUAAGCAUUCCGAGGAAAAUAUAAAACUGCACACAGAGCUUAAUAAAUUAAACGAAAAAAUUAGCAAACUCCAAGAGAUUUUGGAGAAAACUUUAGAUAAACAAGAUGAACUUGAACGAGAGUCACAUAAAAAUUUAGAAGAAUUGUCUAAGCUGCAUGAUAAACCGCACACUGAUGCUGGUGCCUUAAGAGCACCAAUUCCUGAUGUAGACCAACCAGAUUUUGGAAGAAGCUUGACUAAUGAAAGUUUCAUACCAUUAAGUCAUAGUAGUACUCCACAUGUUUCAAGACAAGGAAUUCCGGAAAACUUUAUAUUGAGCAAAUCCAUCGUACCGCCAUUAUCAGCGCUUGCACAGAAUGAAGCUCCGUUGAUAGAUCCACAUAUGUUGCAAAGGCAAUUGCUGCUACUCAAAUUGGCAAAUAUUGCAAAGAUGGAUCACGGUAUCCACGAUGUGCAUUUGUUGAGCAAAACGAGGAAUAAAUCUAAGUAUAUUUUUCCCGUGCCUGUCUAUCGUCGGCGAGUGAUCCUAAAACCGAUCGCGAAGAUUAUUUAAACAAAAUUGCCUUUGUCUUGGAAUGUGAGAACACUCCAACCUAUUUGAACGUACAUUUGAGCCUCGUGGGAUCCGAGGAUGUCAUCUUUAUACUUGCAUUACCACAGAUAACUACUGGACCACGACUAUGUACUCAGCUGCCUAUAGCUUGGUAAUUAAUCAUGCUAAGAGGAAAUUAUUUGUUUUAUGAGUUUUUUAAUUAGACCACUUGGUAAAA
This is a messenger RNA of Leguminivora glycinivorella, 1657 nucleotides long. RefSeq lists its product as uncharacterized. The transcript has 2 exons. Bases 1 to 1440 code for a protein of 479 amino acids. The record is from RefSeq and is a predicted model, not a curated record. Lineage: Eukaryota; Metazoa; Arthropoda; Insecta; Lepidoptera; Tortricidae.